This is a messenger RNA of Peromyscus leucopus (white-footed mouse), 9030 nucleotides long. RefSeq names its product inositol 1,4,5-trisphosphate receptor type 1 (gene Itpr1). Gene Ontology annotation, molecular function: inositol 1,4,5 trisphosphate binding; inositol 1,4,5-trisphosphate-gated calcium channel activity. NCBI's taxonomy places the organism in Eukaryota, Metazoa, Chordata, Mammalia, Rodentia, Cricetidae. The transcript has 62 exons. Gene Ontology annotation, biological process: calcium ion transmembrane transport. The record is from RefSeq and is a predicted model, not a curated record. Gene Ontology annotation, cellular component: endoplasmic reticulum; membrane. The coding region runs from base 274 to 8556 and encodes 2760 amino acids.
GUGGAGGAGGAGGAGGCAGGGGGUGGAGAGAAAGAAAGCGCACGCCGAAAGGAGGUGUGGGUGUUUCUCUUCCAUCCUAACGGAACGAACUCCCUCUUCGCGGACAUGGGAUUGCCCAGCGGCUGCUAACCCCUCUCCUGGUCCUGCUCCCCCAAACCGGCGUGGCUCCCCGGUCACCAAGGAGCUGACUACAAGGGAGCACGAUUCGCAUCCUUGACUUGGCGUGCUUUGGCUGCAGAGUGCCUGACCUGGGUCAGGAUUUUCAACAAAGACAUGUCUGACAAAAUGUCUAGUUUCCUACAUAUUGGAGACAUUUGUUCUCUGUAUGCGGAGGGAUCUACCAAUGGAUUUAUCAGCACCUUGGGCCUGGUUGAUGAUCGUUGUGUUGUGCAGCCAGAAGCCGGGGACCUUAACAACCCACCCAAGAAAUUCAGAGACUGCCUCUUUAAGCUAUGUCCUAUGAAUCGAUACUCUGCACAGAAACAGUUCUGGAAAGCUGCUAAGCCCGGGGCCAACAGCACCACUGAUGCAGUGCUGCUCAACAAACUGCAUCAUGCUGCAGACUUGGAAAAGAAGCAGAAUGAGACAGAAAACAGGAAAUUGCUGGGCACUGUGAUCCAGUAUGGCAAUGUGAUCCAGCUCCUGCAUUUGAAAAGCAAUAAAUACCUAACUGUGAAUAAGAGGCUUCCGGCCCUGCUAGAGAAGAACGCCAUGAGAGUGACCUUGGACGAGGCUGGAAAUGAAGGGUCCUGGUUUUACAUUCAACCGUUCUACAAGCUGCGCUCCAUCGGAGACAGUGUGGUCAUAGGUGACAAGGUGGUCUUGAACCCCGUCAAUGCCGGCCAGCCUCUACAUGCCAGCAGCCAUCAGCUGGUGGAUAACCCAGGCUGCAAUGAGGUCAACUCCGUCAACUGCAACACAAGCUGGAAAAUAGUCCUUUUCAUGAAAUGGAGCGAUAACAAAGAUGACAUUUUAAAGGGAGGUGAUGUGGUGAGGCUCUUCCAUGCUGAGCAAGAGAAGUUUCUCACAUGUGAUGAGCACAGGAAGAAGCAGCAUGUCUUCCUGAGGACAACUGGCCGACAGUCAGCCACAUCAGCCACCAGCUCCAAAGCCCUGUGGGAGGUGGAGGUAGUCCAGCACGACCCAUGCCGGGGUGGAGCUGGGUACUGGAACAGCCUCUUCCGCUUUAAGCACCUGGCUACAGGGCAUUACUUGGCAGCAGAGGUAGACCCUGACUUUGAGGAAGAAUGCCUGGAGUUUCAGCCCUCAGUGGACCCUGACCAGGACGCAUCUAGGAGCAGGUUGAGAAAUGCCCAAGAAAAAAUGGUAUACUCUUUGGUCUCUGUGCCCGAAGGCAAUGACAUCUCCUCCAUCUUUGAGCUAGACCCCACAACUCUUCGUGGAGGUGACAGCCUUGUCCCAAGGAACUCCUAUGUCCGUCUCAGACACCUGUGCACAAACACCUGGGUUCACAGCACAAACAUUCCCAUUGACAAGGAGGAAGAGAAACCUGUGAUGCUGAAGAUCGGUACCUCUCCUCUGAAGGAGGACAAGGAAGCAUUCGCCAUAGUUCCUGUUUCUCCUGCUGAGGUUCGGGACUUGGACUUUGCCAAUGAUGCCAGCAAGGUGCUGGGCUCCAUUGCUGGGAAAUUGGAAAAGGGCACCAUCACCCAGAACGAAAGAAGGUCUGUCACUAAGCUGCUGGAAGACUUGGUUUACUUUGUCACGGGUGGAACUAACUCUGGCCAAGACGUGCUUGAAGUAGUCUUCUCCAAGCCCAACAGAGAGCGGCAGAAGCUGAUGAGGGAACAAAAUAUUCUCAAGCAGAUCUUCAAGCUGUUACAGGCCCCCUUCACAGACUGUGGGGAUGGGCCGAUGCUUCGGCUGGAAGAGCUGGGGGACCAGCGCCAUGCUCCUUUCAGACAUAUCUGCCGACUCUGCUACAGGGUCUUAAGACACUCACAGCAAGACUACAGGAAGAACCAGGAGUACAUAGCCAAGCAGUUUGGCUUCAUGCAGAAGCAGAUUGGCUAUGAUGUGCUGGCUGAAGACACCAUCACUGCCCUGCUCCACAAUAACCGGAAACUCCUGGAAAAGCACAUCACCGCGGCGGAGAUCGACACAUUCGUCAGCCUGGUGCGAAAGAACAGGGAGCCCAGGUUCCUGGAUUACCUCUCCGACCUCUGUGUGUCCAUGAACAAGUCCAUCCCGGUGACUCAGGAGCUCAUUUGUAAAGCUGUGCUGAAUCCCACCAAUGCUGACAUCCUGAUUGAGACCAAGUUGGUUCUUUCUCGCUUUGAGUUUGAAGGCGUUGCCACUGGAGAGAAUGCUCUGGAAGCUGGAGAGGACGAGGAAGAGGUGUGGCUGUUCUGGAGGGACAGCAGCAAAGAGAUCCGUAGUAAGAGUGUCAGGGAAUUGGCCCAAGAUGCUAAAGAGGGCCAGAAGGAAGACCGGGACAUCCUCAGCUACUACAGGUAUCAGCUUAAUCUCUUCGCAAGGAUGUGUCUGGACCGCCAGUACCUGGCUAUCAAUGAAAUAUCUGGCCAGCUGGAUGUUGAUCUUAUUCUCCGCUGUAUGUCCGAUGAGAACCUACCCUACGACCUCAGGGCAUCCUUUUGCCGCCUCAUGCUUCACAUGCAUGUGGACCGAGAUCCUCAGGAGCAAGUGACCCCUGUGAAAUAUGCCCGUCUGUGGUCAGAAAUUCCCUCCGAGAUCGCCAUUGAUGACUACGACAGCAGUGGAGCAUCCAAAGAUGAAAUUAAGGAGAGGUUCGCUCAGACGAUGGAAUUUGUGGAGGAGUAUUUAAGAGAUGUGGUUUGUCAGAGAUUCCCCUUCUCUGAUAAGGAGAAAAAUAAGCUUACGUUUGAGGUUGUGAACUUAGCCAGGAACCUCAUAUACUUUGGUUUCUACAAUUUUUCUGACCUUCUCCGAUUAACCAAGAUCCUCUUGGCAAUAUUAGACUGUGUCCACGUGACCACCAUCUUCCCCAUUAGCAAGAUGGCAAAAGGCGAAGAGACUAAAGGUAACAAUGAUGAGGAGAAGCUGAAGAGCAGUAAUGUGAUGCGAUCUAUCCAUGGAGUUGGGGAGCUCAUGACCCAGGUGGUGCUUCGGGGAGGAGGCUUUUUGCCCAUGACUCCCAUGGCUGCUGCCCCUGAAGGCAAUGUGAAGCAGGCAGAGCCAGAGAAGGAGGACAUCAUGGUCAUGGACACCAAGUUGAAGAUCAUUGAAAUACUCCAGUUUAUUUUGAACGUGCGGCUGGAUUAUAGGAUCUCCUGCCUCCUGUGUAUAUUUAAGCGGGAGUUCGAUGAAAGCAAUUCCCAGACCUCGGAAACAUCCUCCGGGAACAGCAGCCAAGAAGGGCCAAGUAAUGUACCAGGUGCUCUUGACUUUGAACACAUUGAAGAGCAAGCAGAAGGCAUCUUUGGAGGAAGGCAAGUUGAGGAGAACACACCACUGGACUUGGAUGACCAUGGUGGCAGAACCUUCCUCAGGGUCCUGCUCCACUUGACAAUGCACGACUACCCACCUCUGGUAUCUGGGGCCCUGCAGCUCCUCUUCCGGCACUUCAGCCAGAGGCAGGAGGUCCUUCAGGCCUUCAAGCAGGUUCAACUGCUGGUUACCAGCCAAGAUGUGGACAACUACAAGCAGAUCAAGCAAGAUUUGGACCAACUGCGGUCCAUUGUGGAAAAAUCUGAGCUGUGGGUGUACAAAGGCCAGGGUCCCGAUGAGACCAUGGAUGGUGCCUCUGGUGAAAAUGAACAUAAGAAGACUGAGGAGGGGAGCAGCAAGCCACAAAAGCAUGAAAGCACCAGCAGCUACAACUACCGAGUGGUGAAAGAGAUUUUGAUCCGACUUAGCAAGCUGUGUGUGCAAGAGAGCGCCUCGGUGAGGAAGAGCAGGAAGCAGCAGCAGCGGCUGCUGAGGAACAUGGGUGCGCAUGCUGUGGUGCUGGAGCUGCUGCAGAUCCCCUACGAGAAGGCCGAAGACACCAAGAUGCAGGAGAUAAUGAGGCUGGCUCAUGAAUUCCUGCAGAAUUUCUGUGCAGGCAACCAGCAGAAUCAAGCCUUGCUGCAUAAGCACAUAAACCUGUUUCUCAACCCAGGGAUCCUGGAGGCAGUGACCAUGCAGCACAUCUUCAUGAACAACUUCCAGCUGUGCAGUGAGAUCAACGAGAGAGUGGUCCAGCACUUCGUCCACUGCAUCGAGACCCACGGUCGCAAUGUCCAGUACAUAAAGUUUCUCCAGACCAUUGUCAAGGCAGAAGGGAAAUUCAUUAAAAAGUGCCAAGACAUGGUCAUGGCUGAGCUUGUCAAUUCUGGAGAGGAUGUCCUCGUGUUCUACAAUGACAGAGCCUCUUUCCAGACUCUGAUCCAGAUGAUGCGGUCCGAGCGUGACCGGAUGGAUGAGAAUAGCCCUCUCAUGUACCAUAUCCAUCUGGUGGAGCUCUUGGCUGUGUGCACAGAGGGCAAGAAUGUGUACACAGAGAUCAAGUGCAACUCCUUGCUCCCGCUUGAUGACAUCGUUCGUGUGGUCACUCAUGAAGACUGCAUCCCCGAGGUUAAAAUUGCUUACAUUAACUUCCUCAAUCACUGCUAUGUGGACACAGAGGUGGAAAUGAAGGAGAUUUACACAAGCAAUCACAUGUGGAAAUUGUUUGAGAAUUUCCUCGUGGACAUCUGCAGGGCCUGUAACAACACGAGUGACAGGAAGCACGCAGACUCGAUUCUGGAGAAGUACGUCACUGAAAUCGUGAUGAGCAUUGUCACAACCUUCUUCAGCUCUCCCUUCUCAGACCAGAGUACCACUCUGCAGACGCGCCAGCCUGUCUUUGUGCAACUCCUGCAAGGUGUCUUCAGGGUUUACCACUGCAACUGGUUAAUGCCGAGCCAGAAGGCCUCCGUGGAGAGCUGUAUCCGGGUGCUCUCUGAUGUAGCCAAGAGCCGGGCCAUAGCCAUUCCUGUUGACCUGGACAGCCAAGUCAACAACCUCUUCCUGAAGUCACACAACAUUGUUCAGAAAACAGCCAUGAACUGGCGGUUAUCAGCCCGCAACGCUGCUCGAAGAGACUCUGUUCUAGCCGCUUCCAGAGACUACCGAAAUAUCAUCGAGAGAUUGCAGGACAUCGUGUCUGCCCUGGAGGACCGCCUCCGGCCCCUGGUCCAGGCUGAGUUGUCUGUGCUGGUGGAUGUUCUGCACAGACCAGAACUGCUUUUCCCUGAGAACACAGAUGCCCGGAGGAAAUGUGAAAGUGGUGGUUUCAUUUGCAAGCUAAUAAAGCAUACCAAGCAGCUGCUAGAGGAGAAUGAAGAGAAACUGUGCAUUAAAGUCUUACAGACCCUCAGGGAAAUGAUGACUAAAGAUAGAGGCUAUGGAGAAAAGCAAAUUUCCAUUGAUGAAUUGGAAAAUGCCGAGCUACCACAGGCACCGGAAGCUGAGAACUCCACAGAGCAGGAGCUUGAACCAAGUCCACCCCUGAGGCAACUGGAAGACCAUAAAAGGGGUGAGGCACUCAGGCAGAUCUUGGUCAACCGUUACUAUGGAAACAUCAGACCUUCGGGAAGAAGAGAGAGCCUUACAAGCUUUGGCAAUGGCCCGCUAUCGCCAGGAGGACCCAGCAAGCCUGGGGGAGGAGGGGGAGGUCCUGGAUCCAGUUCCACGAGCAGGGGCGAGAUGAGCCUGGCUGAAGUUCAGUGUCACCUCGACAAGGAAGGAGCCUCCAAUCUGGUCAUCGACCUCAUAAUGAAUGCAUCUAGUGACCGAGUGUUCCAUGAAAGCAUUCUCCUGGCCAUUGCACUUCUGGAAGGAGGCAACACCACCAUCCAGCACUCCUUUUUCUGCCGGUUGACGGAAGAUAAGAAAUCAGAGAGGUUCUUCAAGGUCUUUUAUGACCGAAUGAAGGUGGCCCAGCAGGAAAUCAAGGCAACAGUGACCGUGAACACCAGCGACUUGGGAAACAAAAAGAAAGACGAUGAAGUGGACAGGGAUGCCCCAUCCCGGAAGAAAGCCAAAGAGCCCACAACACAGAUAACAGAAGAGGUCCGGGAUCAGCUCCUGGAAGCAUCUGCUGCCACCAGGAAAGCCUUCACCACCUUCCGGAGGGAGGCCGACCCUGAUGACCAUUACCAGUCUGGGGAGGGCACCCAGGCUACAACCGACAAAACCAAGGAUGACCUAGAGAUGAGUGCGGUCAUCACCAUCAUGCAGCCCAUCCUGCGCUUCCUGCAGCUCCUGUGUGAAAACCACAACCGAGAUCUGCAGAAUUUCCUUCGUUGCCAAAAUAACAAGACCAACUACAACUUGGUGUGUGAGACACUGCAGUUUCUGGACUGCAUCUGUGGGAGCACAACCGGGGGCCUUGGUCUCCUCGGACUCUACAUCAACGAGAAGAACGUAGCUCUUAUCAACCAGACCCUGGAGAGUCUGACUGAGUACUGCCAAGGGCCUUGCCACGAGAACCAGAACUGCAUCGCCACCCACGAGUCCAAUGGCAUCGAUAUCAUCACAGCCCUCAUCCUCAAUGACAUCAACCCUCUGGGAAAGAAGCGGAUGGACCUUGUGUUAGAACUGAAGAACAAUGCUUCGAAGCUACUCCUGGCCAUCAUGGAAAGCAGACACGAUAGUGAAAACGCAGAGAGGAUUCUGUACAACAUGAGGCCCAAGGAGCUGGUGGAGGUGAUCAAGAAAGCCUACAUGCAAGGUGAAGUGGAAUUUGAGGAUGGGGAAAAUGGUGAGGAUGGAGCUGCCUCCCCCAGGAAUGUGGGCCACAACAUCUACAUACUCGCUCACCAGUUGGCUCGGCAUAACAAAGAACUUCAAACCAUGCUGAAACCUGGAGGACAGGUGGAUGGUGAUGAAGCUUUAGAGUUCUAUGCAAAGCACACGGCACAAAUUGAGAUUGUCAGACUGGACCGAACAAUGGAACAGAUUGUCUUCCCCGUGCCCAGCAUCUGUGAAUUCCUGACUAAGGAAUCCAAACUGCGAAUAUAUUACACCACAGAGCGGGAUGAGCAAGGCAGCAAGAUCAAUGACUUCUUCCUGCGCUCCGAGGACCUCUUCAAUGAAAUGAACUGGCAGAAGAAACUUCGAGCCCAGCCUGUCUUGUACUGGUGUGCCCGAAACAUGUCCUUCUGGAGCAGCAUCUCCUUCAACCUGGCCGUCCUAAUGAACCUGCUGGUGGCAUUUUUCUACCCAUUUAAAGGAGUGCGGGGAGGAACGUUAGAGCCACACUGGUCAGGCCUCCUGUGGACAGCCAUGCUCAUCUCUCUGGCAAUCGUCAUUGCUCUGCCCAAGCCCCAUGGCAUUCGGGCCUUAAUCGCUUCCACAAUCCUACGAUUGAUAUUUUCUGUUGGGUUACAGCCUACACUGUUUCUUCUGGGAGCUUUCAAUGUCUGCAAUAAAAUCAUCUUCCUGAUGAGCUUUGUGGGCAACUGUGGGACGUUCACCAGAGGCUACCGAGCCAUGGUUCUGGAUGUGGAGUUCCUCUAUCAUCUGCUGUACCUGCUGAUCUGUGCCAUGGGCCUCUUCGUACACGAGUUCUUCUAUAGUUUGCUGCUUUUUGAUUUAGUGUACCGAGAAGAGACUUUGCUUAAUGUCAUUAAGAGUGUCACCCGAAAUGGACGGUCCAUCAUCUUGACAGCAGUCCUGGCUCUGAUCCUGGUUUACCUGUUCUCAAUAGUGGGCUAUCUGUUCUUCAAGGAUGAUUUUAUCUUGGAAGUAGACAGGCUGCCCAAUGAAACAGCUGUUCCAGAAACUGGCGAGAGCUUGGCAAGCGAUUUCCUGUACUCCGACGUGUGCAGGGUGGAGACGGGGGAGAACUGUACCUCUCCUGCACCCAAAGAAGAGCUGCUCCCUGCAGAAGAAACGGAACAGGACAAGGAGCACACGUGUGAGACGCUGCUCAUGUGCAUCGUCACUGUUCUGAGUCACGGGCUGCGAAGUGGGGGUGGAGUAGGAGAUGUGCUCAGGAAGCCAUCCAAAGAGGAGCCUCUGUUUGCCGCAAGGGUGAUCUACGACCUGCUGUUCUUCUUCAUGGUCAUCAUCAUCGUCCUAAACCUGAUUUUUGGGGUCAUCAUCGACACCUUUGCUGACCUGAGGAGUGAGAAACAGAAGAAAGAAGAGAUCUUAAAGACCACAUGCUUCAUCUGUGGCUUAGAAAGAGACAAGUUUGACAAUAAGACUGUCACCUUUGAAGAGCACAUCAAAGAAGAACACAACAUGUGGCACUAUCUGUGCUUCAUCGUGCUGGUGAAAGUGAAAGACUCCACAGAAUACACCGGACCAGAGAGCUACGUGGCCGAGAUGAUCAGGGAAAGAAACCUCGAUUGGUUCCCCAGGAUGAGAGCCAUGUCCCUGGUCAGCAGUGAUUCUGAAGGGGAGCAGAACGAGCUGAGGAACCUGCAGGAGAAGCUGGAGUCCACCAUGAAGCUGGUCACCAAUCUUUCUGGCCAACUGUCGGAACUAAAGGACCAGAUGACAGAGCAGAGGAAGCAGAAGCAAAGAAUCGGCCUUCUAGGACAUCCUCCUCACAUGAAUGUCAACCCACAGCAGCCAGCCUAAAGCCAACAAGACGGAGGGACUGUACUCACCCUUUCUAAAUUAUUAUCGGCGUGGGUAUGGCUCAUUAGUUCUCAUUCACCCACUAAGGUUACAUGUGCGCUUAGUACAUUUGUAAAUACUCAGUUUUGUAUUGUAUGUAUAUGAUUGCUACUCUCAGAGGUUUGGACUUAACGUAUUGUAAUUAGCUCUGUUGGCAUGGUGACCUGUCACUGGGGCCAAAAAUGUUAAAAAUGCCUUUUUUGGAAGGACUCCAGAAAGUACCUGAUUUGCACUUGAACCAGAUUAUAGAUUUAAAAGUAUAUGACAUGUAUUUUGUAUUUAAAGCUAGAAUAGCCAGUAUUUAUGUUUUUUAUAAAACUGUGCAAUACAAAUUAUGCAAUCACCAUAACUUUGUAACUCCUGGGUGUCCUCAAGGAGUGCGCGUCUCUGAAGCUGAUAUGUUAAUACUGAUGUAAUAAAUGGUUAAAUAUCGAA